AUGAACAUCAUCGACGAGUACGACCUGGACAUGUACAAGAACCUUGUCAUGUCUAACAACUGCAAGCAGGAAGACAUCUUGUGUAUUUUUAGUAUGUCUAGUUUCCUUAACACACUAUGCUUUAUUAUAUUUUUUAUAAUUUUCCUGUGGGGCCUUUCCAUCAUUUCGAGGUACUACACCUCGUACAAUGUUAUGAAGUACCUCAAGGACAGGAAGGCCAUUUACAUGCAGAACAUGUCCCGGUACAUAGACGAGAUAAAGAUGCUGUGCAGGAGCCACGUGAAUGACAUAAUUCGAAUUAAAAAAAAAAUAACCCCAAAGAGCGUCGACAAAAUACACCUGGACAUAUGCAUCCAUGACGACAUUCAACUGGUGAAGAAUUAUUUAAGUUCUAGCGCAAGUGACCUGACCGACCUGUACAAGUAUGGCAUUACCUUUACCUUUUCCUCGAAGAACCCCGUUUGUGUAACUCUCUUUUGGGGCGUCCUCCUGAACGAAAUCAAUCAGGUCAUACACGAAAAGAUGGAGGCGCGAAGAAAAAGCAAUAAUGGAAGAAGCACUGUUAUUUGUAUUGACAAUUUUAAAUCAUUCUUUAGGGAAGGGUUCAGCAGGUCAUUACAAUCUAAGCCUUCCUCCGAUGCGAUGACUUACCUGCUCGAUAAACAUAAGGGUGGUGGUGGUGGUGGUAAUCUUUAUUCAGGAGAGGAUGAUAUUGUUGCAGGAGGAGAAAACUUUUAUGGUCACCACCAUCAUGAUCCUUUAUCCCCACAUGAGAAGAACCCCUCCUUCAUUAACUUCACCUCGUGCUUGCAUAAGACACCGAGCUCUUUUUUCACGUCGAGGGAUAACAUCACUUAUACAAUGCCCUGUGAUGAAAGCUUCUGCGUUGGAGAUGUCCUGAGCCAAAUAGAAGAUGAAAAAAAUGGGUACCAGGAUCAUCUGAAGGACAAACUACAACAAAACAAGUAUGAUCAACAUUACUCCCUCGACGAAAAAGUGUUAAGUGGUAACAUGAGCGAUGAAAAGAUAAGGAUCCCUUUAACCAUUCUUAUAAACGACGCACCACCCUAUGGUAACUCGUCUGGCGGUGGUGGAAGCGGCGUUGGAAGCGCAAAGAAUGCAUCCCCUGGUAAAGGAGUAGGGAAGAAUAGAGGUAACGGAGCCCAUGCCAGUACGCUUGUAGUCCUUGUCGAUUUUAAAAAAAUGAAAGACAAAUAUAUCCCCUCCGUAAUAAAGGACAUUUGUGUGUCUAGCGAAAAUGGAACCAACACCGCUGUACAUAAAAGUAAAAAAAAAAAUGAAGCUUUUCAGUUUUACGAUAUACUAGACAUUUAUGGACAUGAGGAACAUGACAAGGAAUGUCUCAUCUGCAUGACCUCGUAUAAGGAUACUCUGCUGAUGCCGUGUAGGCACUCGUCCUUUUGCUACGACUGUAUGAAAUCACUGCGCCAGGAGAAAUGCCCCAUCUGCAGGUGCCUCUUCACUUCCUUUAUAAAAUUCCCCCUCAAAAAUAUGGACAAGGGCGCCGACAUGCCCUAG
Plasmodium fragile is the source of this 1539-nucleotide messenger RNA. RefSeq lists its product as uncharacterized. The coding region runs from base 1 to 1539 and encodes 512 amino acids. The transcript is spliced from 2 exons. Gene Ontology annotation, molecular function: ubiquitin protein ligase activity. Gene Ontology annotation, cellular component: cytoplasm. The record is from RefSeq and is a predicted model, not a curated record. Gene Ontology annotation, biological process: protein ubiquitination. Lineage: Eukaryota; Apicomplexa; Aconoidasida; Haemosporida; Plasmodiidae.